CUCGCCGAGCGGUUCUGGAUAUCGAUUGGAUAAAUGCGGUACGACGUGCUGGUGGUGCUGCUGAGAAGUUUCUCGCCAUGACGCUGCUUGGGCGGGCACAGAUCCGGUGAAAACCAUCGCGAAAGGGACUAAAGGGAGAGAAGAAACAGACCUCUACUAGGUCAACUUUUUGACUUAUGGACAUUUAAAAAAAAAAACCCUCUGUAGCCCCCUCACCUGUCAACUGGGCGUCGCACUAAAACAGCCAUAAACCACCGCCAUCAUCAUCAUCGCCGUCGACGCUCUAUCAUCCGCCUCGCAUCUCGCGUAUAUAAAAGCGACGGACGCGUCGGGACGCUACUGUAAACUGUUGCCCGCCCUACAGUCCGGUGUGACCCCCUAAAACAAAAAAAAAAAAAAAGAUUUAAAAAGGAAAAAAAACAAUUGAAAUGUGUCAAAAAACUUUCAAAAUGGGAGCGACCGCGGGCCGAACCCUGGUGGUGCUGCUGGCCCUUUUUAUCUUUGCAGAGGGUGCCGCAGGGCGUAACGAAAUUAAAAAAUCUCGCGGUUCUUGCCUGAGUUACGGCCACGCCUGCUGGGGAGCACACGGUAAACGGGGCUCCGUCGCCCCGUCUAACAACGACGAGGCCGACGACGACUCGGGGGUUCCCCGGUGGUUUCUUUCCAGGUUGACGACGGGUCCCCUGAUGACGGACUCCCGGUUAUCCCGGAUUCCCGACACCGAAGAGGCAAACGAUUUCGUUAAGAAAGGAUCGGAGUGGGAACAACAACUGAGGGAGUAUUUGAGGAACGUCAAUAGACCGUCCUCGGGUGAGUUACAACCCGAGGGACCCUCUCCCAGAUUUUUAGAGAAGAGAUCAACCCGCUAAAGACAAACAAGGACGGAAAACGUUUUUUAUUAUAUACAGGCUGGGAUAAAGGACGUUUUCUUUUUCUAACUCGAUGUAUCUAUAUGUUAUUAAUUAUAUGGCUAAAUAAACGUUAUUAAGGCUCCUUUUCUAUA
This is a messenger RNA of Anthonomus grandis grandis, 1003 nucleotides long. RefSeq lists its product as uncharacterized. The record is from RefSeq and is a predicted model, not a curated record. NCBI's taxonomy places the organism in Eukaryota, Metazoa, Arthropoda, Insecta, Coleoptera, Curculionidae. The coding region runs from base 429 to 869 and encodes 146 amino acids. The transcript is spliced from 7 exons.